This is a messenger RNA of Fusarium keratoplasticum, 606 nucleotides long. RefSeq lists its product as uncharacterized. Lineage: Eukaryota; Fungi; Ascomycota; Sordariomycetes; Hypocreales; Nectriaceae. The coding region runs from base 1 to 606 and encodes 201 amino acids. The transcript has a single exon. The record is from RefSeq and is a predicted model, not a curated record.
AUGUUUUGCGCCUCUUGCGGACAGGAAGGCCACGGCCGCUUCUGCUCCAACUGCGGCACGGGGCUUGGCGAAAAGAUCCUACUCUUAGCUUCCGCCGGUCCUGUGCACUGGACUCAACAAACCAACUAUGAAGCCCUCAUGGAGUGCCUUGAGGUCAAGCAUAAACUCGCCCAUCAGGUCAUGAGAGACAAGAGGCUCACCGAGGAGGAGCUGCUUCGCCAUGCACCCAAAGUGGUCACGACUAUGUACUCGUACGACCAAUCCUUCAGUGCCAUGCUGAACAUGAAGACGGGCAAGUCCGAUGCCCGAACAUUUGCAAAGCCUUGUGGCUCCAUCAUCGUCGCUACCAUGUGUUACCUUACAUGGGCUCGGUUCGAAGUCACCACCGUCCGUCAGGGUAUCGACCUCGUGGCCCUCUCCUGCAAAAUCACGUCUGAUGCUUGGGCUCCCGAGGGUGAACUGAACAUUGUCAUCUCGAAGAUAGAGGAGGAAUUGACCCGAAUCGAGGUCAAGACGCAUUUUCCUGGCAUCAUCAUCGAUUGGGGUAGAAGAAAGAGGAUUUUGACGAAGCUGUUUGCCUUUUGUGAAGAAGCACAGAUGGAAUGA